AUGAUUUUUAUGAGCAAACGAUGGUGGGCCUGCAAUGGACGUUAUCCUUGGUGGGAAGUGGCAAGGGUUCUUAUAUUCGAAUAUUUGAAAAAGGAAAACAAAAAGGAGACGCCUCCAUUACCACCAAUUUCCCUAAUACUAAUAUCUAGCGUUGGAGAAGGAAUGGAAGUCAAUGGGAAGGAUGAUGAUUUGAAGACACCACUUCUGAAAUCCUCAGAUGCUGUUGUAAUUGAUAUUAAAUCAGUCCAUAGUGUCAAUCAAGGGAUUAGAACCAUUACAUUCAAAAUAGGUGGCAUAGAAUGUGCAUCAUGUUCAUCAUCCAUUGAAUCUUUACUUCUGGAUCUUAAUGGUGUUCAAAGUGCCAUUGUGUCACCACUUCAAGGCCAAGCUGUAGUUAAAUAUGCUCCAGAACUUGUUGAUGUAAAAGCAAUCAAAGAAACUGUUGAAGAUGCAGGAUUUGAAGUCAAAGAAUUUACAGAUCAAGACAUUGCAGUAUGUCGACUCAGAAUCAAAGGGAUGAUGUGUACAAGCUGCUCUGAGUCAGUUGAACGUGCUCUUUUAAUGAUUGAAGGUGUAAAAAAAGCUGUUGUAGGCUUAGCUCUUGAAGAAGCAAAGAUAAACUAUGAUCCCAAUGUUAUAAACCCUAAUCAGAUCAUUGAAGCAGUGGAAGAUUCCGGAUUUGGAGCAGAUCUCAUAGGCUCUGGAAACAAUGGGAACAAAGUUCAUAUAAAACUCGAAGGUAUUGUUUCUGUAGAAGACAUGAAUGGAAUCAAGAAUUCCCUGGAAUCACUAAGUGGUGUCAAUGAUGUUGAGAUUGAUGUGGAAGGAUGUAAGGUGAGUGUUGGGUAUGAUCCAGAUGUGACAGGUGGCAGGUCAGUUAUACAGUUUGUUCAAGAAUCGAGUACUCAUUAUCAGGCAAGUUUAUUCAUUCCAGAAAGAGGAAAUGAAACUGAGAAAUCCCAUGAGAUUAAAAUUUACAGAAAUCAGUUUUUGUGGAGCUGCUUGUUUUCUAUUCCACUUUUGAUGUUUUCUAUGGUGCUUCCGAUGAUUCCUCCUUAUGGGAAUUGGUUAAGUUAA
Lactuca virosa is the source of this 1077-nucleotide messenger RNA. Lineage: Eukaryota; Viridiplantae; Streptophyta; Magnoliopsida; Asterales; Asteraceae. The record is from the annotation of a GenBank genome assembly.